AUGCCAAAGAAGCACCAGCCGAGCUACAACAAGCCGUCCAGCAACUACGUGCAUCCGUCUCUGUCUUCGUCGCGAGAGUCGUCCAGCAGCAAUGCAGCUCCGUCGGCUUCGCAGUCCGUCAACGACCGCCUGAGCCAGCUGCGCCGCGAGCAAGCUCCCCGCUCCGCCAUCGACCGCCGAAAUGAGCUCGCCGAGUCUCUCACCGCGCGACCAGUCCAUCCCGCCUUGAGGCAAAUCCUCAACCUGCCCGAGGUUUCUGCCCCUAGACCGCGCCUUGCCGCCCGAACAACCACCGGCCGACGGGUUCCGGGCCCCUCGGCGCCACAGAGUUGGCUGGAAAGCAGCAGGCAUGCGCCGGACCCCACACCGCAGGCCCCCAGGCUCUGGAAGAUCAUGAGACCGCGCUUCACGGAGCGUUUGCCGCCACAGCGGAGCCUUGUCCACUACACCUGCAAAACCUUGGCCAAGAACUGGGAAUACCUGUUGGAGUACGAACAGCACUACCUGGCUACGCUACCUGUGCAACUCAAGGAUAUUCUUCUCAGUUACAUAGCUGCGUACGGCCCGGAAGACGGCAUCACCUUGGAGUCUUUGCGGGUCCUGUUCCUGAACGAACACGAACUCGAUGAUGCCACGGGAAGCGAUGAGCUAGUGCACCUCGAUCUCACCGGCAUGAUAUCCAAACACUUCACUCUUGGAGAAAUCACAAAAUAUGUGACGCAUUCACCAGCUCUCAAGAAAGAUGCCCUGACCGAAUCGAUGAACAACCUUUCAGUAGGCGAGGAUGUUGCAGAUUCUUGGGAGGACGCAGAGGAAGCCCAGUUGCCCGUACUGCCGAAAUCGUCCCUCAAUCCUCGGUUCCCUAACCUGACCCACCUGUCACUUGCAUAUCCUCAGAAGACGUCAUGGAGCCAACUCUUGACUCUAUCGUCCCAUCUCCCGACUCUCACUCAUCUGUCUCUAGCAUUUUGGCCCAAGCCGACCAUGACCCCCCACGCCACCACAGCAUCAAUGAUCAGCCAGCAUGGAAGGGUAGAGUUUGGCGGCACUCACUUUUACUCCGAAAUGGACAACGACUGGCAGGAAGCCGCGAAUAUUUUGCGCCGUCUAGCGAAUAAUACCUACUGUCUCAAGUGGCUUGACCUUUGUGGCUGCGACUGGACUCCUGCGCUGGUAUGGGGAGUCAACGACCGGCAAGUUUCGUUCCCCCGUGCACGCCGUGGCGUUGACGGAGAUGAUGCUGGAGACUGGGACAUCAAAGACGCCAGGCCCUGUCCCGAUUGGAAUGGCAGUUGGCGGCAGGUCACACACAUCAAUCUUUCCCAGGGCUGGAUACCGCACAGUGUUCAAGCCAUCCGAGCGUUGCCUGCCGGCAUGUUGAGUUGUGAACUGCUCAGUUUCCUCCGGAGCGACAGAGGAAGGAAGAUGGUGGAGAAGGUGCCGGCCGGCGAGGCCCAGACGCCCCACCAAACGCGGCGAUGGAUUGAGAAGGAAGGAGAAAAUAGGAACAUCGCACAUGCAAUCAACGGUCUGAGAAAGUCGUCCAAGGGGCCGUAUUGCGAAGUCGAUUAUGGCUGGUCGAGCAACAUCCUUUCGGGCUCGAGCAACUAUGACGAGGUUUUCGAGGUAUGA
Messenger RNA from Diplodia corticola, 1632 nucleotides. RefSeq lists its product as uncharacterized. The transcript has a single exon. The record is from RefSeq and is a predicted model, not a curated record. NCBI's taxonomy places the organism in Eukaryota, Fungi, Ascomycota, Dothideomycetes, Botryosphaeriales, Botryosphaeriaceae. The coding region runs from base 1 to 1632 and encodes 543 amino acids.